Messenger RNA from Nematostella vectensis (starlet sea anemone), 1822 nucleotides. RefSeq names its product nicotinamide N-methyltransferase. The coding region runs from base 43 to 882 and encodes 279 amino acids. Lineage: Eukaryota; Metazoa; Cnidaria; Anthozoa; Actiniaria; Edwardsiidae. Gene Ontology annotation, molecular function: N-methyltransferase activity. The record is from RefSeq and is a predicted model, not a curated record. Gene Ontology annotation, cellular component: cytosol. The transcript has a single exon.
UUCUCGUCAUGCGUAUCUCUAUGCACACCUACACAGUCAGACAUGACGGAUUCCGCCUCGAAAACGGCAAACUUUACCGAAGUAUGGGACACCGAUUGGUAUCUGAAAUUCGCUUUUACAAACCCUGACACUCCAUUUAACAGAUACAUGUUAAGGCAUUUCCACGAAGUGUACAAGAACAUUAUCCCCAACGACCGGCAAGAUAAGAGAUGUCUCGAUUACGGCGGCGGCCCAACAAUCUACAGCCUUAUCAGCGCCAGUCCCAGAGCCAAGGAGCUUGUUUCCGCAGAUUAUACACCAUCAAACCAAGAGGCCGUGAAAUUAUGGAAAGAAAAAGAUCCCAAGGGAUUUGAUUGGCGGCCAUUCAUCGAAUACGUUGUUAAGAAUCUUGAGGGAAAGUGCGACGGCCAGGAAGUCACGCAACGCGAGGAAGAUAUCCGAAGUAAAGUCACGCUUGUACCAUGUGACCUAAAAGCUGAUGACAUCCUAGCGUUACCGCCAGAUAUGACAUUACAUGGGCCACCGUAUGACGUCAUAGGGUCCUGUUUCACUGUUGAAAUUGUUGUAGAGAAUGAGUCAGAGUAUAUUAUAGCAGUGCAGAAGCUCUCCAACAUGCUGAAACCAGGAGGUCAUCUCAUUUUAAGUGGAUGGAGUGAACGCAUGUCUUGCGAGGCAGUGAAGGAUGCUGUUGGUGGCUUGCCAGGCAUGGAGGAUGUAGACAAGGUUGAAUUCGGUCUUGGUCAAGUGUCGGUAGAUUUUGUAAAGGAGUGCAUGGGAAAAGCAGGCUUGGAAGUGGUUUAUGCCCAAGGGUCAGAGGCGGAAGAUGCUGAUGAGGGCGGGCCUGAGAGAUACCAUUUUGUUGUAGGGAGAGCUCCAAAAUAGUGCUCAUGCACGGGGCAUAACAAUUUGCUGAGGGGGUGGAACAUUCAUGUGGGAACUGUAUAAUACUUAAAGCCGCAUUGUCACCAGUUUACUUCCGGAGGUACGACGGAAACCUCAGCCGUUAAAAGCCAAAAAAAUCUAUUCAAAUCCGAAAUAUUUAACAGGCCAUCCGCUCGAAAUAAGCAGUCACAUCCUCAAAGAAACUUCCAAUAGACACAAUGCUUUCUAUGUUUUGAAAUAUCUUUUGCGUUUCCCGUUAAAAAUCAUCGGAGAUUGUAACGUAAUAGACUGGAAGUAAACUGGUGACAAUGCUCCUUGAAGGGGACAGUCAAGGAGUACACACAGUCCUUACACACCCUGUAUUUGUUACUCUAUGGCUACUCAUUUCCCAAAGGAUUGCAGUAGAAUAAUCUAGAUUUGAUAUUUUAAACCUUAAAUUAGAGUAGUGUGGCUGAUAUUUAGAAUGUUAGCUGUUCAAGUGUGCUUUACAAAGGUUUUUGAAAGCCACUCUAACAAUACUUAGAAUUGAAAAAUCAGGCAACACUAUCUAACAGUCACUGUGAAUUAACAUUUCCUUAGGCCAAGAUAUGUAACUUCUUCUAUAUAUUACAAUUUUAUCACAGCAAUGUGAUUGUGUCUCCCCAUCUAUUUUCAAAGACAAAUUUAUACCUCCCCCCCCCCACAAUUUCUGAAAAAUGUAUACAUGUAUGAUGUACUUCUGCUUUUAUGCUUAAUCCUAUUCAAUGUUCUAUUGAGACAAAUAAGCUUUUGGUAUCAUGUUUAUGCAACAAGGACGAAAGUUAUUCAAUUUGCAAAGUUGUUCAACUUGUUUGUUCCUUUUUGUGAAAAAAGGGAAUUAUAGUUGUGCCAUGUUCUUUGUCCCCCAAUAUGGUGCACAGAUCAGCUUUGCAUUUUUAAUAAACACUGCUGGUGUUGAUUG